UAGGAAUAUAAACACUAAGCUGUACUGUAUUUUCAGGUCUUUUGUCUGUUUACCUAAUUACCUGAAGGCACACAUAUAAUAACCAACCACCACGGUAGUCUACACAUACGUCAUAAUUAUGUGAUACCUACCUAAACUCAUUAUUUUUAUUUAACCUUCUAUUAUCCAAAAUUCCUACCUCUAAACCAUUACUAAGCCUGUAUUACACCUAUAACGAAUUUAUGCCAGAAAGGAGUGUUUUUUUCAGGCUUCACCAUGAAAACCUAUAAAGUGUGCCCUGAUUUUAACUUGUUGUAUGAGAGUUUUUCACCUCAGUUCCCUAUGAUCAAGGGGCAUCCACAAAAGGGACUAGCUCACAAGACACGCCAAGUACGCGCCGCGCUAUUCUCCGCCGCUCCUCAAAAACCGCACAACUCUCCCAAAGAGUGCUUCGUGCGAGACUCCAUGGCUUUCGUGCUUCUCCUGGCGUGCGUGGGCGGCGUGGCGCCCGUGCGUGUGGGGCGGCGGGGCGGGCGCUGGACCGUGGCGGGGUCGCGGGGGAUGCGGGCGUAUGGCUGCUUUGUGGUGCCGGCUAUGGGUAAGAUUCUGGUAGUGUGGGAAGAGUCAGGAAGCCAAGCGUGGAAAGGCUAAAUUGGAGGACGCUGGUGUCUGGACUGUUACGGGCUGGGUGUUUCAGUGUGAAAGCAGAAUUCAGCAAAUAUUGUUAAUAAGAAUAAGUGGCAGAGAAAGCACGUAUAGGUACUGUAGCACAGUAU
Plutella xylostella (diamondback moth) is the source of this 755-nucleotide messenger RNA. NCBI's taxonomy places the organism in Eukaryota, Metazoa, Arthropoda, Insecta, Lepidoptera, Plutellidae. The record is from RefSeq and is a predicted model, not a curated record.